Molecule: messenger RNA, 1546 nt
Organism: Hemibagrus wyckioides
Lineage: Eukaryota; Metazoa; Chordata; Actinopteri; Siluriformes; Bagridae
Product: progranulin-like
Exons: 8
Coding region: 159-1352 (397 amino acids)
Cellular component (GO): extracellular region
Source: RefSeq, a predicted model, not a curated record
ACAGUGACAAGAGGGAAAUGAAAGGGUUAGUUCCUCUUUUUUUUGCAUGUGGAAGUUCACAUCUGCAUGAUAAGUUUGGUUUUGGGUUAAUGAUUUCAUUUCAGACGCUGGGACUGAAACAUAGAGAUCGCUAACAACCAAUCUACAGCACAAGCAAGAUGAUUGCUGUGUUAGUGAUGCUUAUGGUCGGGCUGGUUUCUGCCAAAGUUGUCUGUCCAGACGGGAAAGAAUGUCCAGACAAAAAUACCUGCUGCCCUAUUACAACAGGAUAUGCAUGCUGCCCCUAUCCUUCUGCCGUAUGCUGUCCAGACAAGGCUCACUGCUGUCCAGAAGGCUACCAGUGUAACAGAGAGUCUCAGGAGUGUGUGAAAAAAGGGCUUCCAUGGCUUAAAAUCCCUGUUUCCACACAAAUACCUGCAGAGGAGGAAGAAAAAACAUCUCUUGCUCCUCUGGUGCAAUCUCCUGCUUCUGUGGUUAGCUGUGACAGCGUCUCAUUCUGCCCUGAUGGAACAACCUGCUGCAGGUCUCCUCGUGGGCAGUGGACAUGCUGCCCAUACACUGUGGGUCAGUGCUGCAAUGAUGGCAUCCACUGUUGUCCCUUUGGUUAUCACUGUGACAGCACAUCCACCCAGUGUUUCCGUGGAGCACUGAGUUUUCCUGCAUCCCCUCAGAUUGAUGCCAUGCGAAGCGAUAUUAUUCAGACGCCUGCAGUGGAGGAAGAGAAACUAACUCCUGCUCCUCUGGUGAAAUCUAGCAAUCCUUCAGUGGUUUUCUGUGACAGCAACUCUUUCUGCCCUGAUGGUACAACGUGCUGUAGGUUUUCUUUUAGCCAGUGGACGUGCUGCAUAUACGUUUUGGGUCAGUGCUGCGCUGAUGGCAUCCACUGCUGUCCCUUUCUUUAUCGCUGUGACUUCACAUCCACCCGCUGUUACAGGGGAACAAUUAGUAUUCUUGCAUCUCCACAGAUUCCUGCCAUUCAGAGCAACACCAUUCAGGAUCAGUGCUGUCAAAGUGAGACAGGCUGCUGUGACAGUGGGUUUCACUGUGAUGAGAAGACUAAAACCUGUGUGAGAGACUUUGAACAAAUGUCUCCACUGAAGACCAUGUUAAAACUUCAGAAUCAGGACGCCGUCAUACAUUGCAAUGACCAAUUCUACUGUCCAGCUGGACACAGCUGCUGCAAGUCAUCAACCGGCCAGUUGGCAUGCUGUCCAUAUCCUCUGGGUCAGUGCUGUCAGGAUGGAAAGCACUGCUGUGAAUAUGGCCAUGACUGUGAUCCCACAUCUACUGUAUGCAAUAAAGGCUACAUAAGCGUUCCUGCUCUUCUGACAAAAGAAGCACUGCGCCGCUGAAUUUUCCUUCCUUGAACAAAAGGCUAAGUCAAUAAAAAGCAAAAGAGUAUUUCAUUUGAUCAAAAAAUCAUUUUUUAAGCUUUAAAGUUUUGCUAUGCUUCAAUAAGCAAGUACAUUUACAUGCUAUUCUUUUCUUAUUUUGAAUGAACAAAAAAUAAAUUGCAAACAUAAAUGCUUUAUUGCUUAUGCCAAUU